UGUAUCAGUCAGUAGUCGUAAAUAUUGUGAAUAAGCAUGAAUAUAUCAAUGUUUAUCGCGCACCUUACCCAGGCCGGCGGACCAAUGGGCGGCGGCGGACAAACCCGCGAAGUAUUCGAUUUGUUUUGGCGCUAAAAGCCUCGGCGCGGAGCGCGGUAAACGUGGGGGUACUCCUGGUGCAGUCAUGUCCGAACAGUGCAGUGAAAAUCCGAUGUUUUCGACGCCCAAACGACGUCCCCGGCGUGAAAUGGGGGGCAUGUCGUUCCAUGGCAGUCCCCCGAUGAAGGACAACACACUGUACCCGUGGAACUGGAGUGAACACGCGUGUAAGGUGGAGACAACCAGCCCCUGCUGCGGCCAUGGAGGUGCCCCUUGUGAAAGCCCUGACCCGCGAGGCUGUGAGUCCCGGAGAGGCCGCCCCCGAGCCGAUGUUAUCAAUUCCCUCAUCAUCGAAGGCGCCCAGUCCCCCAGCAGCAUCAAGUGUCACAUCUGUAACAGAGUCUUCCCCCGGGAGAAGUCCCUACAGGCCCACCUCCGCACCCACACAGGAGAGCGCCCCUACCAGUGCGACUAUCCACAGUGCACCAAGGCCUUCACGCAGAGUGGCCAGCUCAAGACUCACCAACGCCUCCACACGGGGGAGAAGCCGUUCAUCUGUUCCGCGGCAGGUUGUACAUCGAGAUUCACACACGCUAAUCGCCACUGUGCUGAGCAUCCCUACGCCACCCUGCAGAGAACAGCUGACCUGCACAUUGACCCCAAACUGACCCCAGGAGAGAGGACAGAAGAAGUGAUGCGGUGGUUGGACAAAUACCGUCAUGAAAGAAUGGAGCGCACGCCUGCUAAAACUCGCAAGAACAAGAGAGAAUUAGACGGCACUCCAGACACACCACAGACACCCUACACACCCUCAUCGGACUCAGACAUUAUGUCUCCACCGCCUGUCAAGCGCACAAAGUCCCGUCGUGGCCUUGGGCCCCUCAUGGAGCAACAGCAAAACAAACCUGAUAACCGCCAGAUUCCUGCACAUCACCAGCACCACCACCAGAUCCAUCGAAGGGAUGAAAAUGCCUGUUUGUUUCCUGCUGGGUAUGGUGCAGAUGAAAACGAAAACAAGUUCAAUGAGGGCCAUAGACCACAGCGACUCCUGCCAGCCUCACCCAUGCUCUCCCGGGUCCUGCGAAACACCGAAAAUCUUCAGAAUCCUAUCAAGAACCCCAGUUACCAUGGCUUUGACAUUGAUGGCAUCAAGCCCUUGCUGGAAGAGGAGGAUAGAGUGCUAAUGCCAAAUGUGGUAACUCAGACUCUGCCUUCCACACAAGAUGGUCCCCAUUUGACUGUUCAAGACCCAGAGGUGGUACUGGCCUUGCCAUUCCCUAGGCACAUGACUCUGAAUGCAACCCAGUUGAGUGUACCUCCUGACCAGGUGUUUGAGGAUAACCAGGUUUCAGAUGUAGCUUGGCAUUGUCCAGAAGUGUCAAUUAAAGUAGAGGACCCAAUAAAUAUAGAGGGUCAACUUGCACCAGUGGAGUUCAGUGAUAAGAUUGAUUCAUGCCACUUUGAGUACCUUCACUCAGUGGUGCUCUCCCUGCCAGAACAGGCACAUCCUCCUGACAUUGAAGAGGAUGCCCAGAAGCAGAUGCCAGCAGAUGACUCCUCUCCACAGAGUGACAAGUCUCCCCAUGAGGAGUCUGAGGAGUGGAAAAUGAGGCAACCCAAGAAGAGAUGGCUUCGAGAAGCACGGCUGGAGCAGGGAGAGCUAGAGGUGCCCUCAGCACCCUUGGUGGAGGCAGAUGUUCAGGCCCGGCCCUCUGUGGUGGUGAAGGCUUCCAACCAGCCCUUUAAUCCCAUCGUGACCCAACCCAAGACUGGAGAGACCAAAGAGAAGUGGAUGGGUGCCAUGGCCCUCAUCCAGCUGGCAGAGGUGCCGGAUGAAGGGUCACAGCCACUCAACCUCUCCACAGCACGCUACACCAUGCUUUAAUGUCCAUUUCCCCCGUUGCUUCUCUGCUUGUGUACCAUACCAAAAAUUACGAGCCAUGUCUGGUACCACAGGGACCAGUUACACUCGCAGGAAUAGUUCCAGCUUGUCAACUUUUCGUUGCUGUUCAUCUCUUUACUGCUAGUCGUGUACGCAAUCAGUAACAAAACGUGAAAUUGCUUCUUUAUGCUUUAUCAUAGAUAUAUAUUUUGCUUGUUACUUUUCAGUGUUUGAGUUGUGCUGAUCACUCCUGUACAGAGAGCUGAAUCUCCUGAAAAUGUGAGCUGGGUUUGUGAGAAUUUUGUUGAUGAAUUAACCUUGUACCUGGAACAUACCUUUAUUCAGAUAUUAGCGGACUUAUAUUAUAUUUGAUUAUUAUCUGUUUAAAGGUACGUAACCUAUAGUUACUACUAAAGAACUACUAUAUGAUGUGGUGUAUAUAGAGGAAAUUAGCUUUAUAUUGAUUUUAUUAGGAGUAGAUAUCCAGUCAUUGUAAAUUAAAACAUUUAUUUACC
Molecule: messenger RNA, 2496 nt
Organism: Eriocheir sinensis (Chinese mitten crab)
Lineage: Eukaryota; Metazoa; Arthropoda; Malacostraca; Decapoda; Varunidae
Exons: 4
Coding region: 185-1984 (599 amino acids)
Biological process (GO): central nervous system development; regulation of transcription by RNA polymerase II
Cellular component (GO): nucleus
Molecular function (GO): RNA polymerase II cis-regulatory region sequence-specific DNA binding; DNA-binding transcription factor activity, RNA polymerase II-specific
Source: RefSeq, a predicted model, not a curated record